AAAAUAUACUCAGCGUAAACAAACCAAUUUUCACUUCAUAGUAAGGGUAAUACACGAAAUAUCGAAAGAAUGCCAGCAGGACAUUUAGAAAAUUCCAACUUUGUGCCAAAUUAACUAUUCAAUAAAACAUGGAUGCUGCAGAAGCCUUUGAGAGCCUUGCUAAUCUUGAACAAGAUUUCGGAAAGGCUGAACUCGAAAUCUUAAAGAAGCAGAAUGAAAUGUUCAAGCCUCUUUUCGAGAAACGUCGUGAUAUCUUGAAAAACAUUCGCAACUUCUGGGUGGUUGUUCUUGAAGCUGCAGGUGAUGAAAUCAGCCAAUACAUCACUCCUGAAGACAGCAUCCUCUUGGAAAAGUUGGAAAACAUCUAUGUCGAAAGAUACAAUAAGGAAGAUCCUCGUGAUGUCCGCAUCACCUUGACUUUCCAACCUAACGAUUAUUUGGAGGAUGAUAACCUUAGUUUGGUUAAGGAAGUUCGAGUGAAAGAAAGCACCACGAAGGACGAAGAGGGUUUGGAAAAAACCAACACCUCUCUUGUUUCAAAGCCUGUCGACAUCAAGUGGAAGUCUGGAAAGAGCCUUUUCCGCAAGAACCAAGAUAGCCCUCCAAAUUUCUUUGACUAUUUCCGUUGGACUGGUGAAGAACAUGACGAUGAUUUUGACGGUGCUUCUCUCACCAUCUUUUUGGCUGAAGAUUUGUUUCCCAAUGCUGUCAAGUACUUCACUGAAGCCAUGACCGAGGAAGCUAGCGAUGAAGAAGGUUCAGUGGAUUUAGAAGAAGAAGAUGAUGAUGAUGAUGAAGGAGAGGGAGAAGAUGAGGCCGCACAAGGAGAUAAUCAAGAGCCACCCUCUAAAAAAUCCAAAAAAUAGAGUUACAAACAAUGGGGAUAGAUUAAUCUCAUGGGUUUCAAAUUCCGUUUAAGCGACACUGUUGGAUAAAAUACAUGUAGCGUGAAUCCAUGUAUGCUUGAUUAUCAUAAGGGUCAUUGCACGUAAAACCGUUUACAGAAGAACAAUGAGUACAAGUAAAACUAUUAAUAUAAAGAUCAAAACAGUAAUGCAACAACCUGACUUUGAAUCUAAAAG
This is a messenger RNA of Schizosaccharomyces cryophilus OY26, 1082 nucleotides long. RefSeq names its product nucleosome assembly protein. Gene Ontology annotation, molecular function: histone binding; chromatin binding. NCBI's taxonomy places the organism in Eukaryota, Fungi, Ascomycota, Schizosaccharomycetes, Schizosaccharomycetales, Schizosaccharomycetaceae. Gene Ontology annotation, cellular component: chromatin; nucleus. Gene Ontology annotation, biological process: nucleosome assembly. The transcript has 4 exons. The coding region runs from base 129 to 866 and encodes 245 amino acids. The record is from RefSeq and is a predicted model, not a curated record.